Pieris macdunnoughi is the source of this 1584-nucleotide messenger RNA. The record is from the annotation of a GenBank genome assembly. Lineage: Eukaryota; Metazoa; Arthropoda; Insecta; Lepidoptera; Pieridae.
AUGGAGGACAAUCAAGGAGUGUCUCAGAUCCGGAAUUCAUUCGCGGGAGCUAACAUUUUAUUGACGGGAGGAACUGGCUUCCUUGGAAAAGUGCUUAUUGAAAAAUUACUAAGAUGUUGCCCGGAGCUUAACAAGAUAUAUCUAUUAGUGAGGAAGAAGAAAAAUAAAGAUCCACAAACACGAUUAAAAGAACAGUUCGAUGAUGUGCUGUAUGAAACACUUCACAAAGAUCAGCCAGCUUUCAUCAAAAAGGUGGAGAUUCUAGAGGGAGAGAUGGACAGCGAAAAUCUUGGUCUUACAGACCAGGAUUGGCUGACAGUAUGUGAUAAGGUUAAUUUUGUUCUCCACGGAGCAGCGACCGUCCGCUUUGACGAGACCCUGAAUAAAGCCGUACGCAUCAAUACACGUGGCACCAAGGAGAUGUUAAAGCUUGCUCGCUGUUGCAAAUACCUUGAAGCUUUUGUGUACAUUUCGACCGCCUAUUGUAAUCUCCCGCAACAACCGAUAGAGGAAAAAUUUUACGACUUUCCACUGACCAGUGACCUUCUUAUUGACGUAGUUGAACGCUUGGAUUCAAAAACUGUAGACGACAUUACACCUGGACUAAUAGGCAUGUAUCCAAAUACAUAUUGUUACACAAAGGCGGCCGCAGAAAACCAUCUUCUUAAACAUUCUCAAGGAUUACCUGUUGCUAUAUUAAGACCUUCUGUAGUGAUAUCAACGGCAAAAGGUCCGAUUCCUCUGGGUUGGAUUGAUAACAUUUAUGGACCGACUGGGAUAUGUGUUGGAGCUUCGGUGGGCAUUAUUCGUUUAAUCAAAUGUAACCCGGAUGCCGUCGCCGAUUUCGUACCAGCUGAUUUUGUUGCUAAUGCUUGUAUUGCCGUCGCUUGGAAGACCGCUCGAGACCACAAAAAAACCUCUGAGAGGACACUUGAGGACCACAGUGAGGGACCGAAAGAUGUGGAGACAAAAGCUGACCAGAUUCCCCGUGUAUAUAAUUAUGUUUCUGGAAACCAAAAUCCUUUAACAUUUCGUAAUUUUAUGAAUUACGCACAUACACACGGAUUUACAAUGGCGCCGAGUAAAGCAGUGUGGUGUUAUAUGUUGUUUCUUAUAAAUAACGCGCUCCUGUUCAGAACUUUGAACAUCCUUCUUCACUGGAUACCGGCUUAUGUGUGCGAUGGAGUAGCAGUUAUGAUUGGGAAAAAACCUAUGCUAAAGAAUGUUUAUUCGAAAAUUGACAAGUGGAUACAUUUUAAUGAAAUUUUCGCGUCGCAAACCUGGAAGAUGAGAAAUUCCAACACUUUAGAACUUUUUAAGGAGCUGAACGAGACGGACCAACAUAUAUUUGACUUUGACAUAUCUGCUUUAGACUGGAAUUCCUAUAUGUAUAAUUAUAUGAUGGGAAUUCGCUUGUUUCUUAUCAAAGAGCCUAAAGAAACAAUCCCUCGAGGAAUAACAAAACAAUAUUUACUAAUAAUAGCGAAUUAUAUAGUGAUGACAAUUUACGCUAUAGCUUUGUUUUGGUUUGUUAAACUUUUGGGUGGAGGUGUGUUGAAAUUAAUGUAUAAAGUUUUCAGCUGA